GGUACCAUGGUCAUCCAGAACCUGGAGUCAGUGCUGAGGGAGGAGGGUCAGUGGAAGUUCCCUCARGAGUUCAAUCCUGAGAACUUCCUGAACGAGCAGGGAGAGUUUGUCAAACCAGAGGCCUUCAUGCCUUUCUCUGCAGGUCCUCGGAUGUGUCUGGGAGAGGGUCUGGCUCGUAUGGAGCUGUUCCUCAUGAUGGUGACCCUGUUGAGGAAGUUUAAGUUUGUCUGGCCAGAGGAUGCUGGAGAGCCAGACUUCACUAUGGUUUUUGGGGCAACGUUGACUCCAAAGCCUUACAAGAUGAUGGUCCAGCUGAGGUCUGAACAGUGAGGAGUUGCGCUCUGCAGAAGCUGAUAAAAGAACUCAAAGUGGCUCCUUUUAAAGGGAUCCCUGAUUAGUUGUAA
This is a messenger RNA of Austrofundulus limnaeus, 404 nucleotides long. Its product is annotated as cytochrome P450 2D9. Gene Ontology annotation, molecular function: oxidoreductase activity, acting on paired donors, with incorporation or reduction of molecular oxygen, reduced flavin or flavoprotein as one donor, and incorporation of one atom of oxygen; heme binding; iron ion binding. Gene Ontology annotation, biological process: xenobiotic metabolic process. Gene Ontology annotation, cellular component: cytoplasm; intracellular membrane-bounded organelle. The record is from RefSeq and is a predicted model, not a curated record. Lineage: Eukaryota; Metazoa; Chordata; Actinopteri; Cyprinodontiformes; Rivulidae.